Molecule: messenger RNA, 972 nt
Organism: Scomber japonicus (chub mackerel)
Lineage: Eukaryota; Metazoa; Chordata; Actinopteri; Scombriformes; Scombridae
Product: ras-related protein Rab-14-like
Exons: 8
Coding region: 30-677 (215 amino acids)
Biological process (GO): endocytic recycling; Golgi to endosome transport; defense response to bacterium
Cellular component (GO): recycling endosome; phagocytic vesicle; trans-Golgi network
Molecular function (GO): GTPase activity; GTP binding
Source: RefSeq, a predicted model, not a curated record
CAGACAGACAUCCAGACUGAAGAAUCAAGAUGACAGCAGCACCUUACAACUACUCCUACAUCUUUAAAUAUAUCAUCAUAGGUGAUAUGGGAGUAGGGAAGUCUUGUCUGCUGCACCAGUUCACAGAGAAGAAAUUCAUGGCCGACUGUCCUCACACCAUCGGGGUGGAGUUCGGUACGAGGAUCAUGGAGGUCCACGGUCAGAAGGUGAAGCUGCAGAUCUGGGACACGGCCGGUCAGGAACGAUUCAGGGCCGUCACCCGGUCCUACUACAGGGGGGCCGCCGGGGCCCUCAUGGUCUAUGACAUCACCAGGAGAAGUACUUACAACCACCUGAGCAGCUGGUUGACGGACGCCAGAAACCUGACCAAUCCAAACACAGUGAUCAUCCUGAUCGGUAACAAGGCCGACCUGGAGGCUCAGAGAGACGUGACGUACGAGGAGGCCAAACAGUUUGCUGAGGAGAACGGUUUACUGUUUCUAGAGGCCAGCGCUAAAACAGGGGAGAAUGUGGAGGAGGCCUUCCUUGAGGCAGCAAAGAGGAUUUACCAGAACAUCCAGGACGGCAGUCUGGACCUGAACGCUGCCGAGUCAGGAGUCCAGCACAAGCCAUCGGCGCCGCAGGGAGGCCGCCUCAACGCCGACAGCCAGCCGGCCAAAGAAGGCUGCAGCUGCUAACCACAGACAGAAACUACAGACCCGACAGACAGACGGACGGACAGAGACACAGACAGAUUCACAGAGAACCCCUCUCCGCCUGGCACUAAUAUGCUUCUUCUAUCCAGAGUGUGUCCAACAGGAUUUAGCAGGAUUACAUCGAUUUAAUGCAGUGAUCCAGUCCAACCACCUGUGGUCAAAUCCAGACCUCAGACACCCACAGACCCAUCUAGAAACCUUCAACUAUCCAAACAUCUGUGGUCUCAUUCCAGCUCACUCACUAGUCCACUAUACAGACCGCCAUCAGCCUAUAUCC